Messenger RNA from Cavia porcellus (domestic guinea pig), 734 nucleotides. It is a transcript of the gene Phospho2, whose product is annotated as phosphatase, orphan 2. The record is from RefSeq and is a predicted model, not a curated record. The transcript has a single exon. Lineage: Eukaryota; Metazoa; Chordata; Mammalia; Rodentia; Caviidae. The coding region runs from base 1 to 726 and encodes 241 amino acids. Gene Ontology annotation, molecular function: phosphatase activity.
AUGAAAAUUUUGUUGGUGUUUGACUUUGACAAUACAAUCAUAGAUGACAAUAGUGAUACCUGGAUUGUACAAUGUGCUCCAGACAAAAAGCUUCCUAUUGAACUACAAGAAUCUUACCAAAAAGGAUUUUGGACAGAAUUUAUGGGCAGAGUCUUUAAAUACUUAGGAGAUGAAGGUGUACAAGAAGAUGAAAUGAGAAGAGCAAUGACGUCAAUGCCUUUCUCCCCUGGGAUGGUGGAACUUUUCAACUACAUAAGAAAAAAUAAGGAGACAUUUGACUGCAUCAUUAUUUCAGAUUCAAAUUCAGUCUUCAUAGAAUGGAUUUUAGAAGCUGCCAAUUUUCAUGAUAUGUUUGAUAAAGUGUUUACAAAUCCUGCAGCGUUCAAUAGCCACGGCUAUCUCACUGUGGAAAAUUAUCAUGCACAUUCUUGCAAGAGGUGCCCAAAGAAUCUUUGUAAAAAUGUAGUUUUGGAAGAUUUUGUAGAUAAACAGCUACAAGAGGGAGUGAAUUAUACUCGAAUUGUUUAUAUAGGUGAUGGCGGAAAUGAUGUCUGUCCAGUGACCUUUUUAAAGAAGGAUGACGUUGCCAUGCCGCGGAAAGGAUACACUUUACAGAAGACACUUUCCAGAAUGUCUCAAAAUCUUGAGCCCAUGGAAUCUUCUAUUGUAAUUUGGUCUUCAGGUGUUGAAAUAAUUUCUUAUUUACAAUUUCUAAUAAAGGAAUAAUACACCAA